Messenger RNA from Cyprinus carpio (common carp), 1905 nucleotides. RefSeq names its product UDP glucuronosyltransferase 5 family, polypeptide C1 (gene ugt5c1). The record is from RefSeq and is a predicted model, not a curated record. Gene Ontology annotation, molecular function: UDP-glycosyltransferase activity. Lineage: Eukaryota; Metazoa; Chordata; Actinopteri; Cypriniformes; Cyprinidae.
UCUUUCAGACAGAGCGGUGUUUGGAAAUAACGUUACUUCCGCAUUGUCCGAUUCCAGUGGAAAUAUAUUGGACUGUCGCAAAUCUGUUUUUUAACGGCUUGUACUGGUGUCCUUUCUGUAAAGGCAAGAUGACACCAUUUUCUAAAAACACACUUUCUGGCUCGCUCUGGAUAACAGUUGUAAUCUGUUUUGGUUCUCUUUGUGAUGGUGGCAAAAUCUUGGUGGUACCUUUGGAGGGAAGUCACUGGGUGAAUAUGGAAGUCCUCAUCAAGGCUUUACAUGAUCAAGGGCACAGCGUUGAUGUAAUACGCACAUACAACAGCUGGUUUGUAAAGGAGAACUCAACUUAUUACAGCCCUAUAACCAUACCUAACACCAAAGGAAUGGAUGAAGAAUUUGUAGAAGACAUGCUCAACAAAGUAAUAAACUAUGAAAGAGGAAAGAACAAUUGGCUAAGCGGUGUAUGGCUGCAUUUGGAUUUGAUUCAUGUCAUUUAUAAAACCCAUGAAAUGAUAUGUCAGCUCAUAAUAAACAUAUUUGAAAGUGAGGAAAUUCUGACAACACUGAAAGAAAAACAGUAUGAUCUGGUGCUCACUGACCCGGUGUGGGGUGCAGGAAUUCUCCUGGCUCAUAAACUCAAGUUACCCAUGGUAUAUAAUGUGAGAUGGAGUGCUACUGGAGAAGGACACUUUGACAUCGCUCCCUCACCAUUGUCCUACAUCCCUAUCACAGGAUCUAGAUACACAGAUAAAAUGAACUUUUUUCAAAGAGUAAAAAAUGUUUAUUUCUAUUUUCUAAUGUACAUUAUGUACACCCAUUUUAAUGUGCCACAGUACCAAGCAGUCUGUGACAAAUAUUUCCACCCACCUGUACGUUUUUAUGAACUUCUCCAGGGGGCUGAUAUAUGGCUUAUGAGGGUUGAUUUUGUCUUUGAAUUUCCACGUCCAACAAUGCCAAAUAUCAUCUACAUUGGUGGCUUCCAGUGCAAACCAGCGAAGGCCCUUCCACAUGACCUGGAAGUCUUCAUGCAAAGUUCUGGAGAGCAUGGAGUUGUUAUAAUGUCUUUAGGAUCAUUUAUCAGUUUCCUGCCAGAUGAGGUAACAGCGGAAAUAGCAGCCGCUUUUGCUCAGCUCCCUCAAAAGGUUAUUUGGAGAUACACUGGAAAAAGACCAUCUACUUUGGGCAACAACACAUUACUGGUUGACUGGAUGCCACAGAACGAUCUUCUAGGCCAUCCAAAGACUAAACUUUUUAUUGCACAUGGUGGAACCAAUGGGGUUCAAGAGGCUUUGUAUCACGGUGUUCCAGUGGUUGGAAUUCCACUGUUUUUUGACCAGUAUGACAAUCUUCUUCGAUUACAAAAUAGGGGAGGAGCCAAGAUCAUUCCCAUCGCAACUUUAGAUCAAAACACACUGCAUGUAGCCAUACAGGAAUUAAUCAAUUAUCCAUCCUACAGACUGAAUAUGCAGAGACUGUCUCAUCUGCACAGAGAUACUCCAGUUAAACCUUUGGACAGUGCCCUCUUCUGGAUUGAGUUUGUAAUGAGACACAAAGGUGCUGCUCACCUUCGUUCAGAAUCCUACAAACUGCCUUGGUACUCCUAUUACUCAGUAGAUGUUGCGGUUACAUUGUUCGCAGUUGUUUUGAUAUUCACUCUCUCCAUAUUUUUAACAGUUAGAUAUCUGUGUUUCAAGUGCUGCAGCAGAAAAAGGAAAACUGAGUGAUACAUUUUUAUAUGAACCAGAUCACUUACAUUAAAAAAAUGUUUUGAUUGUUUUUAUUCUGUUAAAUGUGUAAUGGGAAGGAAAUAUUAAACAUAUGUAUAUUUUAAAAUGUUUGUUUUUCAUUGAAAUUGCAUUCAAAUUUGUCAGUUGCCAUACAUUUAAUGGAGUAAUAAAUAUUGAA